AUGUGUACCAAUCCUAGUCUAUCAUCUCCCCAUCCAUUCAUAACUCUGGACCAAUCACCGGACAGCUUCCAAUGAGAUGACCUGGUUCUAAUGAAAUAUUUACUACAUAUACUAUCAACCAUGUGACUGUUUGCUUGAAAGUGUUAUUUGUAAGCGGGAGAUAGCUGUUAUAUUUCCGGUUUCGUUUAUAGUCUGGAGUUUUACACUGUCAUGUUUCCUGGUAUAGAAACUUAGUUUAAGGAAUGCUACAAUGUGACAGAAGCUGACAGAACUGACCAUAUAAUUGUUGGUCUACAGUAUUGAUCGCUGGUAACACUGACCAGCACUAUUGUGUUGUAGAUAUACCUCCUGUUUUAUUGUGUAUAUCUUGUAGUGGACCUGAGGCCACCUUAUUGAACUGUGUAGAACCCUAUUGUCUAGACCAGUGACAGAAAAUACUGUAUGGUCCGAAGUUUUAACAAGAAAAAGAUCCUGUAGAUUGAAAAUGGAGAUCUCCACACAGUUGGAAACCCCUGUACAUAUGAGAAAAUUGUGUAUGUGAUCAGUGAUCACUGACCCAUUUAAAAUAUCAGGUAAACAGAACUCUAACUGGUGUAUACACAGUCAGGUGUGCCCAGUCAUAUGAGAGUGCUCACCCAUGUGUGGAGUAUCCUGACCUGGGGAUUUCAUACCUAUACUAGGGUGGAACGUUACUUGCGACCAUGGGAAGCACAAGCUCAGUGCCCAUUUUGGUGGAUCUUAACAAACAGUCGGAGAUAGUAGAGGGAAAAGACAGAGCCAGAAUUUCCAAACUGUGUAAGGAUGGACAGCUUAUUACAGAACCAGGUGAUGGUGUCACAACACUGUACGAGGCAUUCAAAAGGGGUGCCAGACUAUCUAACAAUGGUCCGUGUUAUGGCUGGAAGCCCAGCCCAAAGGAACCUUAUACAUGGUUCUCCUACAAUGAUGUUUUGGUGAAGGCAGCUAACAUUGGAGCUGGAUUGUUGAAAAAAGGACUGAAAGCAUCCAACAAGACAUUUGUAGGAAUCUACUCCCAAAACAGAGUGGAGUAUGGCAUCAUGGAGCAGGGUUGUUACAUGUACUCUAUGGUACUGGUACCCCUGUAUGAUACCCUGGGGCCAGAUGCUUGUGCAUUUAUCAUUAAUCAAGCGGACAUUGAAUUGGUGUGUUGUGACAAAAAUGUGAAGGUCCAGAAUAUACUAAACCGCAUUAAAGAGACGCCACAGCUCAAGAUCAUAGCUCUGAUAGAACCGCCCACCCCAGAAAACGUCACCAAAGCACAAGAAUGCGGCAUUGAGCUCAUCAGAUUUUCUGAUCUUGAUAAACUUGGAGAACAAAAUCCUGUGGAACCAAUGCCUGCUAAACCAGAUGAUCUGUGUGUUCUGUGUUACACAAGUGGAACAACAGGCCUUCCAAAAGGUACCAUGCUGACUCAUAAAGGGACAUUGGCUACAGUGGCUGCAACCCAAAAACAAUUGGAACCUGCUGGAAUAAAGAUCACACACGAGGAUGUGUUGAUAUCUUACCUGCCGUUAGCACAUUCCUAUGAGAGAUUACUAGAGUGCUAUCUCACCAUGUCUGGUGCUAGAAUUGGGUUUUUCCAAGGUGAUGUACGUAUGUUGAUGGAUGACAUCAAAGAAUUAAAGCCAACAUUGUUUCCCUCAGUACCUCGACUACUCAACAGAUUCUACGAUAAGGUGGUGGCUGGAACGCAAGCAAGUGCAGUCAAACAGUUUAUGUUCAAAAUGGCCAUGAGCAGUAAAGAGUCGGAACUAAAUCGCGGUAUUAUACGAAAAGACAGUGUUUGGGACAAAAUGGUGUUCAAGAAGAUCCAGGAUGGACUUGGAGGGAGAGUAAAAUUGAUCACAACAGGGUCUGCUCCACUGUCGGCUAAAGUGUUACAGUUCCUUCGGUGCUGUGUUGGCUGUCCGAUCUUGGAGGGCUAUGGACAAACUGAGUCUCAUGCCAUCUGUUCACUGACAGUGGUGGGAGAUGCGGAUGUUGGCCAUGUGGGCAUACCGCUUGCGUGUAACUAUCUCAAGGUAGCAGAUGUCCCUGACAUGAAUUACUUUGCCAAGGAUGAUAAAGGCGAGGUGUGUGUAAAAGGAGCAAACGUAUUUGUUGGGUACUACAAGGAUCCGGAGAAGACCAAAGAAGCCCUGGACGAUGAAGGAUGGCUACACACGGGUGAUAUAGGGGAAUGGUUACCAAAUGGUACCCUAAAAAUCAUAGACAGAAAGAAGCAUAUCUUCAAACUGGCACAAGGGGAAUACAUAGCCCCAGAGAAGAUAGAGAAUGUGUAUGUACGGAGUACUUUGGUGGCUCAAAUGUUUGUCCAUGGGGACAGUCUAAAGUCGUCCCUUGUGGGUGUGGUGGUGCCUGACCCAGAAACAUUCCCACAGUUUGCCAAGACCAAGCUAGGAGUGACAGGUACCCUUGAAGAGUUAGCAAAGAACCCGAAAAUCAAAAAAGCAAUUCUAGAUGAUAUGACAGAUCUUGGUAAAAAAUCUGGUCUCCAUUCUUUUGAACAGGUUAAAGAUAUAUUUGUGUUCCCAGAGUUAUUCUCAGUGGAAAAUGGACUCUUAACACCAACAUUUAAAGCAAAACGAAAUGAACUGAAAGUGUUUUUCAAAAGUGAGAUAGAGGAGAUGUACAGCAAGCUGACAUGAGUGGAUUUCUCUGUGUAACACACAAUGGUUGUGUAAGGCUUAGCCAGCAUGAUGCGACCGCUAACCAAUUGGUGAACCAGUGAAUGUGAUAACUCUGGGGUCUUCAGUGGUAGAAACAUUUCAAGGAUGUUUUACCUUGGGAGUCUGUACAUGGUUUACCUUGGGAGUCUGUACAUGUUUUACCUUGGGUGUCCGUACAUGUUUUACCUUUGGAGUCUGUACAUGUUCUAAGAGUAUCAUCUCAUUGAGCAUUUUGUCAUGAUCAACAGCAUAUAGUGAAACCCUUCUAAACUGACCUUGUUAAUUCUGCUUAGAUUCUGAUUUAGCAAAAUGUUUUUCUGGUUAAUAAUCCACAAAACAAGGCUGAAGUUAUUAGACUUAGAAAAGUCUCGUGACUUGGUCUGCUGUUUUAAAGAUUUGGUGCUGGGAUAAUGUCUUUAGUCGGUUUAGAAGUGUUUCACUGAUUACUUAGGGGGAAUGAGCUAUCUUUGUGUUUCCUUUGUAAAAAGGUUUAUUUUAACUGAGAAUGCACAUGGUAGGAAAGGUCAAUGUAUAGCUUAGUCCUACAAGAUGUAUAGCUUAGUCCUACAAAAUGUCUACAUAUUUUUAAACAUGCCACACAAAUUAAACUUUUGAUGAACUCAUAUGAUACCUCAUUGCAUGGAAAACAAAUCAAAAUUUCAUAUCAGAUCUACUUUCUUGCAAAACCAUCAUCAAUUUUAUUCAGGACCAGUCCGUCUCCACAGACUAAGCACUAAACAGCUGGAGAUGGUAGAGGUUGUUUUGUUCAGUGAUUCGCACAGGGAUUUAUAGUGUAAUAGUACCAGCUGUAGGAGAUACGAUACUUGAUCUGUAUCUAGAGCAGACCAGGUGCCAUAUGAUCUAUAGGUGACAAUGAAUUGAAGGAGGAGUAGAGUCAUUUAACAAAAUUUGACUGGCUUGAUUUCAUUAUAUUUAACUAGCUAGUACCAGGAGAAAACUUCUGUUGGUCCGUAGAUAUGCUUAUUGGGACCUAGGAAUUCCAUUUAUCACUACAAACUCAAGUGUGAUUGAAGUUUUUGAGAGGUCUUAGAAACAGAAAUAUGAAGUACAAGUAAUGUGUCAAAUAAGGUAUGCUAAAUACCCCAAUAAUUACUUAUAAAUUAGGUGUAUCUCUCUAGUUGAGCCAUGACGAUGGUGACAUUAGUAUAUGCUGGGCUGUUAGUCGAGUGUAGAUGUGACAGGCCGAUAAUCCUGCAAGUAUGUGAUGGACUAUUGGUCAUGUGAGUAUAUGAUGGGCUGAUUGUCAUGCGAGUGUGCAUUGUAAUAGAAUACACAUAUCUGCGAGUAAAAUAUGUAUACAUGUACAUGAUAGUGUGGCUGUAUUUCAUAUUGGAAAAGAAAAAUAUUAUGCUUGACAGAAAACAUAAUGAUUGUAUUAACUGAAAGUGGACAUAACAGACACAUGGUACCUGUGCAUUGUCUACGAAAGGGCCUUCAACAACAUCACAUUUAAAAGUAAUUUUCAAAAAUUGUAGUAAGCUAAAAACAACUGUCAAUAUUACAUUACUUUACCAAGUAUGUGGUCAAUGUAUUACAUUACUGAGUAUGUUGACAAUGUAUUACAUUACCGGGUAUGUCGACAAUAUAUUACAUUACCGACUAUGUCGACAAUGUAUUACAUUACUGA
Molecule: messenger RNA, 4338 nt
Organism: Mizuhopecten yessoensis (Yesso scallop)
Lineage: Eukaryota; Metazoa; Mollusca; Bivalvia; Pectinida; Pectinidae
Product: long-chain-fatty-acid--CoA ligase 5-like
Exons: 20
Coding region: 702-2669 (655 amino acids)
Biological process (GO): long-chain fatty acid metabolic process
Cellular component (GO): membrane; endoplasmic reticulum
Molecular function (GO): long-chain fatty acid-CoA ligase activity
Source: RefSeq, a predicted model, not a curated record